GGGCCUGUGUCGAUCCAGGCCAUUGACAGUUGAAGCAAAGAGGGAGGGCGGAAAACAUCAACUGGAAAGCCCCGCCCCCGCCUCGCUCGGAAUCGCAAGCCGAAAUGCAGCAGUCUUUUCCAGUCUGUCUUCACAACAACCCUGUAAGAAGGAUAACCACGUUCUUUGCAAGCAUGAGAUAUGGAAAAUUUGGGCUUGGUGAAAAUUGAACAAGACGCUUCUUCUGUGGACACCAGUAGCAUAGAUGCUCACAACUCUGCGGACUGUGAUUUGAGUAAUAGCAGAAGCAGUCCCUCGCUUACCCCAAAUGGCGUCUCCAGUUUCUCAGGGAAAGCCAGUCCUGCCAUAAUACCUGGCAAGGUUGAUCUGCUGCCCUCCUUUACGCAAGACAUUCGAAGGAGUGGUGACUCUGAAAUACUGAAGAACUGUGAGACCAGGUGGUUACAUUUCUUCAGACUGGUGGAAAAGCAAUGCCAAGAACAGAUAGUUGCCCAGCAGAAACACUUUUAUCAACAAAUCCAUCAUAUACAGAAUGAAAUCAGACACUUGGUGAAACUGCAAAACCAGAAUGUGUGUUCGUGCACUGAGCAAAGCUCUCCCGCCAAGCGUGCAAGCCAUUCUUUUUCACUAAAAAAACAGAUGGGGCUGCAGUCUGAGACCUUUGAAGAAAAUGAGCUCUUUGUCCAUCAACUUAAAGCUAAUGAAGCCGAGAGUCAACUGGAAGCUUCGCCUGUGCAGCAGGAGUGUCUUGAGAACAGUGUUUCGAUGAGCAGUGGUUAUGGCACCUGUUCCGCAACAGAACUGAGUACUCACAAGUCUAAAGACAUUCAUGCGUGCAUGGAAAAUACAGGGGAGAUCACCAAAGGACAACAUAGUGCAGCAUCAACACGGACGACCUUAGUUACAGCUGUUGUUCAGAAUAAAAAAGAGUUUACACACACAGCUGUAGAACAUGACUUACCACAGAAGAAUCUCAUUUUUCCUUCUGAGUCUGAGCAUAAGAGUACUGAAGGUCAAUGUGGAAGAACAGGCUGUAAAUCUUUAACAUCAUGGGCUCAAAAGCUAAGACAAACCCAGCUGAAAAAAACAAAUGCUGAAGAUAUGCGUUCUGUGGAUGAGAGAGAGCAAACAAAGACUCCCAUGUUUGAAAAUACUAGUCCUGCUGCUGUUCCAUCGUCUUACACUUUUUACCAACCAAACGGAAGCCAAAAUUCUUUAGUGUCUGACAUUUCAGGACUGACAUACUGGAAACUAGAUGAGAAGGAUACAUACUUCUCUCUGCCUGAGAACUUUGGGAAUGAAUUUAAUAUAUUUCCAGCAACGUUGUCAGCAGAGCAGUCUUCUUCCAGUGAUGAAGUGAAGCCAUCCUCUUUAAAGGAUAUAUAUCACAAGAAACAAAGGGAAAGCAAACAGCUUGUUGACUGGAGCUUUUCCCCCUCACAGUCCACCCACCCGCCUGAGAUCCUGACCCUAGACCCAACACUGCACAUGAAACCAGGCCAGCAGCAUCCUGGACUUCCUCCACACAGCUUUUACGUGACCCCAGAGACGGUCCCUUUUUCUCCAGACUCUAUGGCAGAUGCUGCUUUUUUCAUUCAUUCUGACACAGAUUCGCUUUCGCACACGAGUACCAUAACAUCCCCUCAAUCCGCUGGUUCUCCAAAAUACGCUUCUAACACAACUGCUUUGCAAACGGACCCCUGGAACGGUUGUGCAUUCCAGAACGAAGCUGACACCAGCAGUUCUUAUCCAGUGGAAUUUUCUCAUCCAAGUCAUGAGGUUUCAAAUACAGAGGAUGAGGAUAAUUUAACUCUCACACCAUCUUCAGCUGCCCAGUCCCGGUUUCCGGCUGGUGACAAUAGCUUGCCGGAAUAUAGCGUUUCAGUGACACGUGCAGAAGAUCCUGUGAUGCUUUCCAAGAUCAGACAGAAUUUGAGGGAAAAACACGCCCGCCACAUCGCUGAUCUACGAGCUUAUUAUGAUUCAGAAAUCCAAAGUUUAAAGCAGCAGCUGGAGGCAAGCCAUAAACUUCCUUCUGAAGACUUGAAGAAAAUUAAUCAAAAUCUUUCUGACAGAUGUGACCAAUUACAGUCAACAUUGAAUGAUGCUAAUAAGCACAUACGAGCUCUUGAAAAUAAGAAUAACGCUUUGGAGAUGGAAGUGACAGACUGGAGGGAGCGCUUCUCUGUUGUCAGCAACACAACCAAAGCCUUGCAAGAAAGGAUUGAAGAGGUGCGUGCUAGCAGCAAAGAGAAAGACAACACCAUUAGCCGUCUGAAGAGGAGGCUCAAGGACCUGGAAGAAGCGUUCGAAAAAGCCUACAAGCUCUCAGAUAACAAAGACGCCCGGCUCAGAGAAGAAAAUAAAAUGUUUCAAAAUCUUUUAGGAGAAUAUGAAUCCCUUGGGAAAGAACAUGAAAGAGUUAAGGACACAUUAAAUAUCACUGAGAAUAAAUUGCUCGAUGCGCAUGCUCAGAUCUCUGACUUGAAAAGAACAAUCUUGAAACUGGAAGCUCAAAUCAAGCAGCUGGAACAUGAAAACAUGCAGACAUAUCGGCCUUUUGCAGAAAGUCACUCCAAAACACCUUCCACUAACAACAAACGAGCAAGCUCUGACGUUAGCAGAAGGAAGUGGCUGAUACCUGGUGCAGAAUAUUCCAUCUUCACAGGACAGCCUUUAGAAGCUAAUGAGGGUCCCAAGGAUAACAGGCUAGAAGAUGCUUAUGCUGCUUACAGGCACCACUCUCCACCAGAAAAGGACUCCUCCCCGGAUCCUCCACUUACAAAUGAAACAGGGAAAAAAGAAAGGGAAGUGCCAGAAGCACCCAUCUUAAAAGCGGUUAAAGAACUUGAAGAAAGGAAGGCAUUGAAAAGUUGGGGCAGUCAGACAGAAAAAGAUGAGGAGGCUCCCACCAAAUCAACCAGCCGACGUCUGACCGUUGGAUUUGAUGAAACUGCCCUCGGUGCCAGUCGGUCCCCAGAGAAAGCCAAAGACCAGCACAGACACAAGAGAUACAGCUCGCCUUGUGGCCAGAGGUCCUCAUCUCUCCCCCCUUCCAGUAGGAAGUCAAACACUCUAAACACUCCAACACGGAGAGAGAUCAUGCUGGCUCCCGUCGCUGUGACCUACAGCCCAAAACGGUCUCCAAAAGAGAACUUGUCUCCAGGAUUUAGUCACUUGCUCAGCAAAAAUGAGAACACCGUGACGAGGUUUGAUGUCCUCCUUGAUGAGAUGGAAAAUGUUCCUGCGCCUGCAUCACAAUACAGCAACCCACGGAAAAGGCUCCAGUUUCUUUCCGUAGGUGACACAGAAGAUAUAAAGCAGCACAUCCCACGUAAAGGCAGCCAUGGGAGGUAUUCCCCUUGUGCUGAUUCUUUACAUGUAGGAGCCAAGGCAGGUGUGAUGGGGCCAGCGUGGGAAGAACAGAGCUCCGCUCAAGCAAGUGAGCCAGGUCUGUCUUCAGGAGCACCUGCUUACGAGGCAGAUUUUAAAUAUGUUUCAAGGAUCAAGACAUUGGCUGAGACUGAGAAACUCUUUGAUGAGCUCACACAUGAAAAGCAACAGAUUGAGGCCCAGUUGAGCCGGAUACCUUGUACAGGAGGGAGACUGACUCUGCAAGCCAGGUUAAAUCAGGAAGCCUUGGAAGAUCGCUUGGAAAGGAUCACUAGAGAACUAGGUUCCAUCCGCAUGAUCCUAAAGAGAUUCCAUGUUUUGCGUACCUCUGCAAAUAGCUGAGAUGUCUCUAUUUAAAUUCCAGAUGUCCUUUUGUUUGCACUAAAGCAUAAUACUUAUGCGCUAUGGAAAUGCAACCAGUUUUGUAUUUUUGUAACCCCCUCUCCAGCUGUUAUGCAAUCAUGUUCCCCUUUAGACACAGCAAUAUUUUGUAUUGAGCCACAUAUAUUUUAAAACCUAUUUUUGUUACACCUGAAGGAAUCAAUCUGUCAAUUCUGUAUUUUGCUACUUUUGAAGAAGUGUUAAUAGUUUUUUCUGAAAAUGAGGGACAUGAAUUCUUUAUAAGAAUAGUGACACAAAGAGGCAGCUUGUUUUUAAAAGAUUAUCAUGUUGAAAUCAGUUUUUUGUAGUGCACUCUGCUCAUCGUUUUUAUAGAGCAACUCACCUGUCUUGUAAAGUAAGGUAUGAUGAAGUAUUGCAGUUUUUAUUUCCACUGAAUAUGACACUCAACUUCUUGUUGUGAAGUGGGCUCCAAUGUGAUGUUCAUAUAUUUUAUCUUGUUUCACAAACAUCUGUUUUCCAUUUCAGUAUUUUCAAGAGGAAAGCCUACUUUAAAUACCAUAUACGUGCAUAGGCAAAAUUUGAAAUGAAGUAAAUAACAUUAUUCUAUCUUCUUUUUAAAUAAGUUUUUUUUAAAAUUUUGCAUGUUUGUUGCAGAAGCAUUUCAUUAAA
Molecule: messenger RNA, 4404 nt
Organism: Eublepharis macularius
Lineage: Eukaryota; Metazoa; Chordata; Lepidosauria; Squamata; Eublepharidae
Gene: MPHOSPH9
Product: M-phase phosphoprotein 9
Exons: 25
Coding region: 181-3735 (1184 amino acids)
Cellular component (GO): centriole
Source: RefSeq, a predicted model, not a curated record